AUGAUUGGUUUCCGCGCCGGCCUCUCGACGCAGGAUGCCAUGAGGAUGAUCAAACAUCACAUCAUCGACGGCAGUACCAGGGACACCAGGGCCCUGCUUGGACGCGACCUCGAGAAAGCGUUUGACAACGUUCUCCACGAAUACAUCCUGGCUUCCAUCGCGGACCUCAAGCUGGGCCCCAGGCUUUAUAACUACGUCCGUUCGUUCCUGAUGGAGAGGAAAGCGAAGCAGCGGAUCGGCGAAUUUGUCUCUGACGAGGUGCUCCUGGGCCCACAGGGCACGCCGCAAGGCUCGGUCAUUUCGUCCACUCUCUUCAACAUUUGCAUGGUAGGCCUCUCGAGGAAGCUGGCCCAAGUUGAAGGUAUCAAACACGCCAUCUACGCCGACGACAUCACGAUCUGGUGCACCGGUGGUAGCGAAGAGCAAGUGAAAAGCGCCAUGCAAGAGGCUGUAGACGUCACGGAGCAGUACCUGCUACCCACCAGACUAAGCGGCGACCCGAUACCCAGGGUCGACACCAUCAGAGUUCUGGGUAUGUUCAUCGAAUCGGGUGGUGGCAACGGUACUGCGUUGCGCAAAAUCAUCGCGAAGACUGACAACGCUUUUCGCCUCGUGCGAAGGGUCACGAACAGACGUCGUGGCCUCAAGGAGGACAACCUGAUUCCGCUCAACGCCUUUGUGCUGUGUCACUUCAACUGCAUGGUGGCCAUGGACAACUGGCUCAGAGCCGGGCGGGACAAGCUCAAUGCCCUCAUUAGAAAAAUUGUCAAGAAAGCCCUCGGGCUGCCCGUCAGAACGCAUACCGAGGACCUCCUCCGGCUCGGCCUACACAACACCAUGGAGGAGAUAGCCCAGGCUCAGGAACGGGCCCAGCUAACUCGGCUAUCCACCACGCCGGCUGGCAGGCGCAUCCUUGAGGAGAUCGGACUCACCCCACCAAGAACUUGGCUAGCAACGCCCAGAUUCCCAGAGAAAUAG
Molecule: messenger RNA, 978 nt
Organism: Dermacentor silvarum
Lineage: Eukaryota; Metazoa; Arthropoda; Arachnida; Ixodida; Ixodidae
Exons: 2
Coding region: 1-978 (325 amino acids)
Source: RefSeq, a predicted model, not a curated record